Chaetomium globosum CBS 148.51 is the source of this 129-nucleotide messenger RNA. RefSeq lists its product as uncharacterized. Gene Ontology annotation, biological process: mitochondrial respiratory chain complex IV assembly. Bases 1 to 129 code for a protein of 42 amino acids. The transcript is spliced from 2 exons. Gene Ontology annotation, cellular component: mitochondrial intermembrane space. NCBI's taxonomy places the organism in Eukaryota, Fungi, Ascomycota, Sordariomycetes, Sordariales, Chaetomiaceae. The record is from RefSeq and is a predicted model, not a curated record.
AUGACCGACUGUUACUACGAGACAAAGGACUGGAGAGCUUGCAAGAACGAGAUGGAGAGGUUCAGAGAGUGCUGGAAGGCGCAAGGGAACGAUAAGCGCACCAGCACGAAAGAUGCGAACGAUGCGUAA